AUGAACAGGAUAACUCUGUAUGACUUUAUAUUAGAUGAAGUAAGGGGGGGGAGGUACUACGACUCGUACCUGAUUGAUGGUGAAAACGGCGAGGAAAGCGUGGCAGGAGGAGCGACGGAACGGAAGGGGAAGAAAAAUUUAAGCGAAGGGAAUGCCGCGGUAAGAGGGGCAACGAAGGUAUCCAACACGGGUCAGGCAAACAACCCCCGAAAGGAUGACCGGCAGUACGACUUUUACAGAUUUUUGGAUACCUUUUUUAAGACGGACUCGAUCCCAGAGAACGCAUUGGAGCACAUGUUAAACGUGCCAUACUUCCUGGAGAAAAUCAUGAGCUUCUCCUUCCUCCUCUGUCUAGAUAACAUCCUUUACGACAUUACGUUUAUGCCUGUCCAAGUCAUUCGCUCUCUCUUCAUUUUGCUGUACACAUUUCUCAGAAAUACAGGUCAUAAUUUUCUUCGGCAUUUCUGUAAUAUAAAAAAUUUCAAAUUUUAUAAAUAUGCAGCAACGUACAAUCAUAAAGAUUUAAAAAAAUACAAAGCGAGGAUUAUUAGAAGUUCAAAUAAAUUUUCUUCAAAUGAAAGAAGAAAAAGAAGAGUGCCGAAACAAAAUAAAAAAAUCGAAAGUGAUGAUCAGUCAGGGAAGAACAAGAACUCACUCGAAUGUUCCUUCAUUUUGAAAAAAAAUUCAUCGAAGAAUUCCCUUUUUGGACAUCAUCGUAUAAACUGCUUUUCCUACAGCGUGAAUUAUUCCAACUCAGAUGAACUGAGCUUCGACGGAGCAAAAAGCAUUUCGCAGAAUACUUCCUUCGACACGAAUGCCGUGCUGAGUAGGUUAAGAAGUCUGAACAGACUGGGCAGCAGCGCGGACCUGGACGUCAACCGUGACAGUUAUGAGAAGCACGACACGCAUGAGAAGCAUGACUAUAAUGAGAUCCACACUCGCUGUGUCGACUUCCCAAUCGGCAGCUCCGGCGAGUACGCGGAUGGGAAGCCACUCAGAAAUGGCGACUCCAUUACAGGUGUGAAGAAAGAAGACGUCGACCAUGGGAGGGAGGCCCAUCUUGAGAGGCGAAAAAGGAGGGCCGAGAUAAAGCAUAACAAGAAAAUGCUACAAAUGCUUAAUAAAAAAUCGAUAGAACAAAAUUCCCAUCGAAGGAGAAAGACAAACCGCCUCUUCUGUCUCCCCCUCUUCGAACCCUUCUCAUUUGCGAAAAGAAAAAUAUGCCAUCUUUUAAAAAGUUCAGCAAAGAGUGUUUACGACGUGUUCAAACGCGUCUGCAUCAGAGUGCUGCUCUUCUUUCACAUCAACAGACUCUACUCGUGUAGCAUUUUUGAAGCCGAGGAGAAAAAGAAGAUUGUCUCCCGGUCGUUUGAGGCGAAGUGCCUGGGAAGUGUUAAAAAGGGAGGCGACCAACCGCAGGGGGAGCGCCAAAUCGACGCUGAAAAGACAGAAGAACGGGAAACCGCUGUUGAUCAAGCGAGGAAUCAGCUAUGCGGGGAUGGCGAAGCGAAGGAACAACCCUGUGACAAUCGGACUGCCGGACCGUCCACCCAGACGGAGGGCGAACCAGAGGCGACUGCACAAAAUGGAGAAGUUCACAAAGGGGAGAGCCCAAAUGAGGCAAGCCAUCUAACGCAGAAGAAAGAGGAACCCCCAAAGGUGGAAAGCUCAUUGUGCCUUCCAAUCAAUAACCGACAAAUCAGCACGAAAAAUUAUUCCCAAAAUGGUACUAGUCUCCAACAAAACGGGGAUGACAUAAUCAGUGAUUUUUCUAUCGAGAGUGUCUACACAUCUGAUGGAAGCGACCUCUCGUGUAGUAGCAACUCCACGAACAUAUGCGACGUGUUCGAUGGGGUGCUAUUCCUGGAUGGCCACAGUAACCCCGACGAGGAAAACGACCCAAGUGAUGCAUACGGACAGAACCAGAGUGGUCAACUCAACCCCCUUUUUAUGACCCAAAAGAGAAACAGCGAAAACUGCAUCUACUACAAACUUAAUGAGGGAUUCACAAAGAGAAGGAGCAUAAUGAAAAAUAUUUCCAAAGUUAAAGAAAUGAAGAGAAAGUUUCUCAGGCAACAUUUGAACUCACUCAAAUUAUCCUUCCCAGAAUACAGCGGACUAAUACGAAUGUCUCUUAUCCUUAUCUGCAUCUACAUUUUUUCCUUUGUGGACACGUCUAGGAUUUACCAUUACAUAAGAGCCCAGCCUUUUAUGAAACUAUACGUCGUUCUCAAUAUGCUCGAAAUUGUGGAGCGACUGCUCAGGUCGUUAGGGAAGGACCUCAUCGAUAACAUGAUUCGAACGUUCAUCAGAAUUAUUAACUUACGAUCCUAUGUCUACAUUGUUAGGAACCACUACACGAGUAAAGAGAACGAACGAGAGGCGGAGGAAAUGCCCUGGAUGUCGGAACACAGCCCAGGUGGGGCUCCGCAAAGUAGGAAUGAAGCUACCUUCCCAGCAGCUUCGCCUACGACCGCCACGCUAGCCACGACUACCACAACUAUAGCCACCUCGGGGGGAUCCUCCAUCCAAGCGCACCACUGCCCGGAAAACAAAUCGGCAACUCCGAAACAUCCAGACCCCUGUGAGGCACUCCCGAAUGAUCACCAAACGACGAACAAACCAACAGGCAUUUGCCCAAUUGGCAACGGCACACAAGACGCGGAGAAGUGUACAAAUAAAAUUGACACCAACCCCAGACACAACCAAAGCGAAAGUCAAAACCAGAACCAAAACCAGAAUCUGCUCACUCCGAACGAACAGGAAAAGAACAAAAUCGAUUGUCUCAAAAAUAACAAGGACGACCAAAUGAACAAGAAAUUUAAAAUCCCCAUCUUCUACCCCUUCUAUAGUAUACUCAUCAAAUUUAUUGUGCAGUACAUUUUUGUCCUUACCUAUAUCUUAACCCACGCCUUUGCGCACCUCAUACGCUUCCUCUCGCUGAACAUUGCGAUCAAUUCGUCGGAGUCCACCAUGUUCCUGAUCCUAGUGAUGAGUAACUUCACAGAAAUCAAGUCAACAGUCUUCAAAAAAUUCUCCAAGACUACCCUGUUCACAAUUGUGGCUUCAGAUGCAGUCGAGCGCUUCUACCUCUUCAUCGAUGCCUUCCUCGUUUUGCUAAAGAUGUCCACUGCGUACAGAACGCAGAAUUCCUUUUUUAGCAUUUCCAGCUGGCUCAUAAUUAUUCUGCUCCUCGAGGUCGGCGUCGACUGGUGCAAACACUCCUACUUGCUCAAGUACAACAGAUUGGACUCGGAGUCCCUCCACAAAUAUUUCCACACUCUCCUGGCUGAUGUCCUAAUUUCCAGAACUCCCAACAACAACAUCUACUACAUGAACACCUCCUCCUUCGAAGUGCCGUGCAAAAACAUUUUCUGCUUUGCGCACAUCCCCACGCGCAGACUUGGCUACAUGUCCAUGCCGGUCGUGACUCUCAUCGUAUGUUCCCUCCCAAGAUUAAACUAUUUGUACAACAUCUCCCACUUUUCCUUUGCCUUGUCCAUCUGGGUUUGCCUUUUCCUUUUCAAGAUCAUCCUCUCAGUCAUUAUUGUGUCCUACACGAUAUCCGAAAAGAAGCAUCUUAAAAACCUGGCGAACCCAUAUGACGAUAUUAGUGCCAUGUGA
This is a messenger RNA of Plasmodium inui San Antonio 1, 3624 nucleotides long. RefSeq lists its product as hypothetical. Bases 1 to 3624 code for a protein of 1207 amino acids. Gene Ontology annotation, cellular component: endoplasmic reticulum membrane. The transcript has 5 exons. Gene Ontology annotation, biological process: maintenance of protein localization in endoplasmic reticulum. The record is from RefSeq and is a predicted model, not a curated record. NCBI's taxonomy places the organism in Eukaryota, Apicomplexa, Aconoidasida, Haemosporida, Plasmodiidae.